AUGGCAAAGAGGAAUACAGCUACUGUGACUGAGUUCAUUUUGCUGGGAUUCACAGACAAUCCAAAGCUUCAGAUCUUCCUCUUUAUGGUCUUUUUCUUCAUCUACCUGAUAAUCCUACUGGGAAACCUUGGGUUGAUUGCGUUAAUCAAAACUGACUCCCAGCUUCACACCCCUAUGUAUUUUUUCAUCAGCAACUUGGCCCUCUUAGAUAUUGGAAACUUCACCAUCAUUGCUCCCAGGACCCUGAUGACCUUCAUCACAGAGAGCAAAGUCAUCUCUUUCACUGGGUGUGCUGCACAGUUCUUUUCCUUUUGCAUUGCUGUAUCCUGUGAAUGCUGCCUGUUGGGGGUGAUGGCAUAUGAUCGAUUCCCAGCCAUCUGCAGUCCAUUGCUCUACACUGUCAUUAUGUCCAAGCAGUUCUGCAUCUUUCUCGUGCUGGGCUCUUACUUCACAGGAUGGGUGAAUGCAACAGUCCAGACUAUUCUUAUAUUUCGGCUGUCCUUCUGCAAUUCCAAUAUCAUCAACCAUUUCUCCUGUGAUGUGCCCCCAAUCUUGAAGCUCUCCUGUUCUGAUACCCACAUCACUGACAUGAUUCAUUUCACAUUUUCAACUGCAAUAGGAAUAAUUACCAUCCCGAGCAUUCUCAUCUCUUAUAUAUAUAUCUUAGUUGCUAUCUUAAGAAUCAACUCUGCUGAUGGCAGGCGUAAAGCCUUCUCUACCUGUGCUUCCCACUUGACAGCUGUCACUGUUUUCUAUGGGACAGGCACUUUCAUGUACUUUUGGCCCAGUUCAAAGUACUCCGUGGACCAGGACAAAAUCAUCUCUGUGUUUUACACUCUUGCAAUUCCAAUGCUGAACCCUCUGAUCUAUAGCCUGAGGAAUAAGCAAGGAAAAGAGGCCUUCAGGAGGAUGAUAGACAAGAAGUUGUCUUUUGUUGAAUGA
This is a messenger RNA of Gavialis gangeticus (Gharial), 942 nucleotides long. Its product is annotated as olfactory receptor 1019-like. The record is from RefSeq and is a predicted model, not a curated record. Gene Ontology annotation, molecular function: olfactory receptor activity; odorant binding; G protein-coupled receptor activity. The transcript has a single exon. NCBI's taxonomy places the organism in Eukaryota, Metazoa, Chordata, Crocodylia, Gavialidae. The coding region runs from base 1 to 942 and encodes 313 amino acids. Gene Ontology annotation, cellular component: membrane. Gene Ontology annotation, biological process: sensory perception of smell; G protein-coupled receptor signaling pathway.